ACCGGGCUUGUCAAGCUACGUCACCGUGUCGGGAGAAGAGGCGUUGGAGCUGAGUUUCACCCGGUUGUCAUUCCCAGAGUAGGAAGAGGGUGUGAUCGACAAGUACCUGUCCAGUGUUACCUGUACUCUUGUUAUUGAUACAGCUUGUCGUCGAGUUUCAUUUGCCGUAGGACGUUAAACACUGGCUUCACUCAGGCGUAAAACGGAGAAGGCAUUAAAGAAUGUUAAGAAGAUCCUGACUCGUGGCUCCAACAUGAGUGUGACAUCAUGGUUCCUGGUCAGCAGCUCAGGCACACGCCACCGGCUGCCACGGGAGAUGAUCUUCGUGGGCCGGGAUGAUUGUGAGCUAAUGCUGCAGUCUCGCAGUGUGGACAAACAGCACGCUGUGAUCAACUAUGACCCAAACACAGAUGAGCACAUGGUGAAGGACCUGGGCAGUUUGAACGGGACAUUUGUGAAUGAUCUGAGAAUCCCAGACCAGACAUACAUCACCCUGAAGCUCUCAGAUGUCAUUCGAUUUGGCUAUGAUGCUCAUGUAUAUAUCCUGGAGCAGAGUCAACACAAAGUCCCAGAGGAAGCUCUUAAACAUGAGAAGUACACUAGCCAGUUGCAGCUCAGUCGAGAAGCCCUGGAGGCCAAGGUGAAAGAAAAGCAGCCACUCCAGAGCUCAGACAAGAGCGAGGACUCUCUUUCCAAUGUCAAAGUGCAGGACAAGGCUGAGAGAAAAGCUCACUCUCUGACAGCUGCCACUGAUACCCCAAUAUCCAAGCCUACUCCUCUGUAUGGCCAACCGUCCUGGUGGGGGGACAAUGAGGACCCAGCACACAAAAAGCAAAGCAGGAGUAGAACAUCUCCAGAACAGGAGUCUCUAGAACCUGACAAAGAUGUGGCCAAAUAUGAGGUCAACGGUUCUCUGUCCAACAGUCAGGCCAAGUCCAUCUUCUCCUACCGGCGGGAGCCCAGCUACUUCGAGAUCCCAACAAAGGAGCUCCAGCAGCGGCCUGCCAAAAAACCUGAGUCGCAAGUUCAUGAGGCUCCCACAAAGGACACCCCAGUUCCUGCUCACUGUGCCCCCUCUACUCCCACACCUCCUGUGGUCCAAAGCCAUGCCUCAUUCACCAUCGAGUUUGAUGAAUGCACGCCAGGGAAAAUGAAAAUUAAGGAUCAUGUGACCAAGUUUUCUUUCCGCCAGCAGCGCAAAUUACCCUCCACAGAAGUUGGUAUGACACCCACUGAGGUGAUGUCAGCAGAAAGCAAAGUUGCUGAUUGGCUGGUUCAAAGCAAUGCUAGCAUGAUGAUGAGGAAGUCGCAGGCUGAAGACAUCUACAGGACAAACAGUGACCCAUUACUUCUGAAGAUCACCAAUGCAAGGCACAGUGAUGAUGGUGCUGACAGGGAUUCAGGAGCACCUGUGAUCAGUGAAAAUGAUUAUUUCCAUUCGGAACACCAGAUUGGGCCCUGGGUGUCUCCACAACCACUGAGAGCCUCUCCUGACUCCUCCGAGUCCUUGUCCAUCUCUCCUCCAGAUUCUCAGUCCCUUGCCAGUCUUGGCAAGUCUGAACCUCACCAAGCCUAUGUCAUUGAAUUCUUUGAUGAUAACCUAAAAAAGAAGCGUUCCCAGUCCUUCAUCAAUAACACUACCCUGCCUGAGACCUUAACCCUCAGGCUCCAGCAGGAGAAGGCGAAGACAAGCCCAUCUGGGGAGAGACGAGCCCCGUAUCCAUCCUUCACCACUUCCUCCACUCAGCGAUUCACUGUCCCCCUGAAAGGCUCUGCUUCCACUGGCUUCCAAAGAGCUGGCUCCCUGCGAAGGGAGAAGACCGAGGACCGGAUCAGCACAAGCUUUUCAUCCCAUUCUAUAUCUCUCUCUGUAAAGCCCUUUAGCACUGUGGGCAGAAGAUCCAAACUAGCUCAAGAGUUCACAGCUGAAAUUCUCAGACAAACAAAGCAGGGCCCUUCUGCCACCUGUGAGAAAGACAGAGCUAGUCCGCCUACAGUAGCUGAGGCAGUGGUUGUAUCACAGUCAAGUCCGCCUCCAUCCGACACUCCCGGUCAGCCACAGACUUCCUCUCCUCUCCACAAGCCUGUUCCCCUUAAGGCCCCUGUGAUGCCCCUGGAGUUUCAGAGUGUGGAAGUCAAGAGCCCCCAUGUUGGCCCCAAAAAUGAAGAGGACGACAGUCUGAGUGAUGCAGGAACCUACACCAUCGAAGCAGAUGUCCAAGAUAAAGACCUGGAAGAGGCACGGAGCAAGAUUGACCAGGUGUUUGGUGUUGUUGAGAGCCCAGAGCGAAUGAACCAGAGUGAAGCAGAAACCUCAUCAGCAUUUAGGCCUAAUGUUCAGGACAGGGAGCAGCAUAGGCAGAGUAGCUGUGGAGAGGUGAGGCCAGCUCCAGAGCAGGGACAGAGUCUGGUGAAGUCAGCAGAUGCGGUAUUACAGGGGGCUUCUAAAUGGGUGUCUUGCUGGGCCAGCUUGGCAGACAGCUACACAGAAUCUGGCCCUUUGUCUCGCCUCUUUGACAUCCCCUCCCAGAUGGAGCUGUCAGGAGGGGGAGGUGCAGCCAUCCGCAAGGCCACGCUCAGCCGAAACCAUGACGGCUUCAACUCCGAUGGUUCAAGAGCACAACACAUCCUUCCUCAGGUACCAGCAGGGGAGAAGACUGGCAUUCCAGCUCCCAGCAUUCAUGUUCAUUAUGAUCUGCAUUCAACACUUGAUGUAGAGGACAAUAGCUUGGUCGUCCCCAGGUCUCAAGAUGGUGUUCACAGGUUAACAGUGCAGGAUGACGUAGAACCUGACAGCUUGAGUGACACCAGUAAGUCUGAUGAUGGUUCCAUCAUAGAGCAGGUGAGGAGGCCACUGUCAGACACUGAAGAGAAGCAGAACGAGGAGAAGCCCAGACUCCCAGCCAAGUCUACAUCAUUCUACAUUGUGUCAGAGGAGGCUGCGUCCAAGGUGUGCGGGGGCUCAAAACCCAGCACUUCUGAGACUGAGAGAAAACACUCAACCAAAACUUUCUCAACAGCCACUCUCACCAAGCAGAGAGGUAACUGGGAUUCAGGAAAAGUUUAUCCCAGUGUUUCGGCUCCCGUUCUGGGCCAGGGGACACAGAAUCUAGAGUCCAAAGAGGGGACAGUGGCCUCAUUAAUCAGACAAGAGAGCUUCAACACAGAGCGACCUAGCAAUUCCAGUUUGCCUAACAUCAGCAGCCAGCCUCUUCAAAGAGACCCAGACCCUGCAUUGUUCCUGGGAGUCUGUAACCAGGACACUCAUUCUUACCUCAAGGAGACGGAGGAGGUUCUGGCUGUUCUGGAAGCCAAGCUCCAAGUAGGUCAAUCAGAGACCACUCCGUCUCCCCUAAUGGACUCUCUUUCUGGGGAGUCUGAUGUAGAUACCUCCAGCACAGUCAGCCAGCAUAGUGGUAAGACCAAGCCAAACACACUGACUAAUAAACUGUCUGUUAGUGGCCUCCGUAGGGAGAGGUCUUCAGCUAGUAUAGCUAGUCAGAACUCAAAUCACACUACAUCAGAGAAGUGUAGUUCUCAGGGAGCAGACAGCAGAAAUAAGACAGAGUCUGUCAGGAGGCCAGUGGGACUAAGACGUAGUGCUGGGAAAUGUGGUUUCAAAAACCUGAGUGAUGACCCUCAAAGCUUACCUUACUCUGAUCAGGAGUUUAGCAACUGCAAGAAAUACACAGUGCCCCUCCAGAAGGAGGACGCCAAGACCUCCAGAGUGUCCCAGGCUUUGACUCGUACCAGCAGCUUGUCAGCACCAAGACCCACCAGGGCCUCCGUGCUCCGUCGUGCUCGCCUAGGAGAAGCCUCAGACAAUGAGGGCUCAGAGACAGACAGGCUGUCCCAGGAGGUGAGCAACAUCCUAACUAAGCAGCCUCAGGAAACCAAAAAGCUCUCCAGGCUGGAUAUGCUGGCCAUGCCUCGUAAGCGGACGAGCUCAUUUAACACACCCAGCGACACUGAGGCCUCUUCCGCCCCACAGUGGAAAGGCAGGAGCACAGGAUUCUCCAACCGUAGCGAGUCCAGCAGCAACUCAAUUCGAAGAGCCUCUGCUCCAGCACCAAAGCCUGUAGAACGGCCGCAGAAAGCAGCACUCAUCAAGGCCCCAAUCACUCGUGGACGUUCAAGCAGUGCAAAAUAUGCCAGCAGCACAGCAAGCUCCAGGAGACGACAGAAAGACUCUGACUAUACUUCUACCUCAGAUGAUGAGUAUGAUUCAAACCAGAGCACUCCUAAAUACAAACGCUCCCAACCUUCCUCAGCUUCCCACAGCCCACACAGUCAGCCUCGGCCCCAGCCGGUGGUCCCUCUGCAUCCAAAACCCCUUGGCAGAGAUUCUGAGGAGAUGAACCACGAGGGAGAUGCUUUUCACAACUGGUCUACCCACAGUGCUGAGAUUGCACGCUUGAGUCAAGACCUGGCUAAAGACCUAGCUAUCCUGGCCAGAGAGAUCCAUGACGUGGCAGGUGAUGGUGACCCACAGAACUCUGGAGCGGAGAGUUGCACACCUGUCUCCACAGUGACUGCUCAUGAACAGCUGGUUCAGCGUAUUUCUGAGGCUGGAUUAAAUUACCAGAGAGUCCCACCAAGUUCUGCAUCUACAAAGGAACUUAACCAGAGCUCGGGUGACCAUGAACAGAAGUCCAGGCAGCAAGCUCGGAGCAGAGACGAGGUCAUUGUGGACAAUAUGAUGCUGGAUCCAUUGUCUCAGGUCAUCGUGGCCAUCAGAGAAAACACUGAGCAACUUGCUGACAAGAUUAAGGUGCUGUUCCAAGACAGAAUGGAUAUCUGGGAGAAAAUUGAGGCAAAGGUUAAUUCUGACAGUGAAGUCCCUGUUAUCAAAACUUCCAACAAGGAAAUCAUGUCAAUCUUAAAAGAACUGAGGAGAGUUCAACACCAACUUGAGGUCAUUAACACAGUCAUGGAGCCCAGUGGGCAGCCUGAAGCAUCCAACGCAUCUGCUAUCUCCUCCUUGUAUGGAGUUCGAUCCUCCAAACCGCUUUCCUCGCAGGACAGGAGGACAGUCCACUCUGUCUCUAAACGUGGCGGUGGCCCAAGGCCUGGUGAGGGUGUCAGGCGAGCAGCUGUGACACCAGGCGAUCUCAGAGAGGGAUAUUUAGUCUGAGAUCUGACACACAUACACAGUGCUGAACUUCUGCUGAUCCCACAACCACAGGUGCUGCACCAUUUUGCACAAAACAUAACUCUAGAGUAGGGGAAGUGAGACUGGUUACACAGAACUGAACCCUGUCGUAUAUAUCCAAACCUGAACAGUGAGCACUACACACCUAUGCAGUGAAGUCUGCAGUAAACGGCCUCACAGUGCACUUGGUAGGAGGCCUACGAAUGAGGUGAUGACUUAAGGAAGUACCAUAAUACUUGAGUGAACCUCCCUUUCACCUCUGUAAGGCCUCCGAUUGAUACUUGACUCUUGUCCUCUUUAUUUGUGAACAAUAUGGCCAACAUUGCUGAUGGAAAAGCUCACUUAAUUACUUUGUUUAAUUGUAAAGCAGCCUGAGCUUAUUCCACUUAGGGAAAUGUAUUAAUAAUUGGAUUAUUGCUUUUAAUGAUCUAUAACAUUUAAGGAAAUAUUAGUCCAUUGAUGGAGCUGCAGUAGCACCAGGUCUAAGUCUACUGUACAUAUGUUUUCUUAGAACACCCUCUGCGUUUCCUUAUAUAUUUUCCCAUGUUUUUGCCUCUGCCACUUCUCUCUUUGUGGACCAGAUUUACAGAAGAAUGUAAAACAUAUUUAUUAGGACUCUUUUGGGGGACACUGUUUUGUCACUGAGAGAGACAGAACUUUGGGAGAGAUCACAUGGCCAGACCAAUCCAUAUUAUAUUACACAGUUGCUGCUGGACAAUUACUUGUGUAUAUUUUGUUCUUUUCCGGUGAGGCAACUGUAUCCAGACCCUUUUUAGUACAUUGGCGUUUUCUGUUUUGUCUACAAAUCCCUCAGCAGUGUGUGUCCCAAUAAAAAUUGAGUCCAUAGAUUAGUCACCUGGCAACCACAAACUCAACCGGCUAGUUUUUCCCAAGCAUUCCUGUGAGGGUUCAUCCAAAAACAUUUAUUAAACAAGUGACAGGACUCCUGUAUCUGUACACCAACUGAUCCUCCAUGUGUGUUGCUGUACACUAAGAACUAUCAGAGCAUUGUGAUAAUGUGUUUAUUUCCUGAACCACAAGGUCACUAUUGAUGAGUUGUCACAUGACAGGAAAAAUAAUGUAGUUUUAAGCUGACAGAGUAAAUUGUGUGAAACUGUCAAUCUGAUUAUUAGUUUGUGACAUUCUGUUCAGUACAUAAACAUCUAAACAUUUGUUUUACAAAUUACCUCUCAAUCUUGUCUUUUGCACUAAUUGUAGUACAAUAUUAUCUCCUCCACUUGAUAUGCUGCAAAAUGAAAGCUUUUGCUUCCCUGUGACGGGUUGUACAGUAAACAUCUGAUGCUGUUGAGAUUCACGCUGGGGGAAAAAGGCAACCCAGUACACCAGCAAGUUUUAGUUUCCCUCUUUCCAGCCAGGAUUGUACAUGUGAUUGUAUUUGGGAAGUACUUCUAAGUGCCACAAAACUAUGUGGGAUUUCUUGCAGCCAAGUAACAGUGGUUGUUUACAAAUCAAGCAAGAAUUGAAUGUUUUUCCUUUUCUUGCUCGGUCUGUUGCUGCUAUUCACCCUUCUAUGGAAUAGUAUUUAUCUCCUUUGCUUUAUUCCAUUUACGUCAAAGCUACAGUAAGUCAGAGAGCUGAGGGUUAAAUCUUGUCGCAUGUUUUUUUUGUUUGUUUGUUUUUUUUAAUAUUCAGUUUGUUUCCCUUCCUUUCUCCCAGAGUGAUUUGGUUGUAAUCUGAUGUCUUGUUAGCUGCUGUUUGUG
Molecule: messenger RNA, 6873 nt
Organism: Monopterus albus (swamp eel)
Lineage: Eukaryota; Metazoa; Chordata; Actinopteri; Synbranchiformes; Synbranchidae
Gene: cep170ba
Product: centrosomal protein 170Ba
Exons: 19
Coding region: 254-5134 (1626 amino acids)
Molecular function (GO): protein binding
Source: RefSeq, a predicted model, not a curated record